AUGCGUCUCCCCACAGCACUGCUCGUGCUCGGGCUCGGGCUAUCCGCAUCGCCGGCGGCGGCCUCCCCGCUCACCUCCCUCGCGCGCGACGUCGCCCGCCUCGAAUCCGUACGGGCCAUCAAGGACGUGCAAAAAUCGUUUGCCCAACUUGCGCAGUUUGGCCAGUGGCGGGCCAUGGCGGAUCUCUUCGCCGCGGAGGGAGAGGUGCGGUGGGGCCGGGGCGGAACGCUGGAUCUCGCCGACGCGGACGUGGUACGGGGCCCCAACGCGGUGGAGGAGUGGCUGCGGGCCGACGCGGGCGCGAUGGACGGGGCGGGGGCGGGCUCGCUCAACGCCCAUCUUACCGAGGAGCCGCUCGUGAGCCUGGCGGAGAACGGCACCUUUGCGCGGGCGAGGUGGCAGGUGCUGCGGCUCAUGGGGGACGGGGCGGGCGCGACGCGGAUCCAGGGCGGGGUAUACGAGAACGAGUACGUGUGGGACGCGGGGGCGGGGCUGGGGCAAUGUCGGGCGGGCAUCACGAUUCCUCUGGAGGCGGAUGCGGAGGGCGAGGACGACGAGAUCGACGUGGAUGAGAUUGCCUAUCGGAUUGAUCAGCUCAACGACGAGGAUCAGGUGCGGAACCUGCAGCAUUCGUACGGAUACUACGUCGACCAGCGAUUGUGGACGCACGUGGUCGACUUGAUCCGUGCCGUGCUGGAGGAGUGGAUGGGGGCCGAGAAUCUGACCGAGGGGAUACUCAACGAGUAUCCAAUGUUCGACGUCAUGGUGGAGGUGGAUCCCGAUGGGCGGUCGGCCACGGCGAGGGGUUUGGAGAUUGGCAUGAUUGGCGACACGAGCAAGAAGCAGGGGAAAUGGGAGUUCAACGUGUUCCGAAACACAUUUGUCAAGGACGAAGAGACGGGCCUCUGGAAGAUCAAGACGCUCGGUAUUACACGGCUCAUCCACGCGCCCGGCGAAUGGCGCGCCCGCGCCAUCCCCGACGCCUAUAACCCCUCCCUCUCCACCGAGCCCUCCAACACGACGGCGGCGGACCGCGUGCAAGUCCUGCGCAACAGGUACGCGCAGUCCUCGGCCUUUGACGAGACGGAAAACGUCGGUUCCGCCUACGGCUACUUCGCCGACGACAUCCGGUGCCAACACUUUGCCGACCUACACGCGGCGUGCCUCGCGCGCUACAACACCAACACGCCCAACCCGCAGCGACCCAACGUGCCCUACCACUGGCGCCUGCAGCCCGUCAUCCUCGCCUCGCCCGACGGCCGGUCCACGUCCAUGCGCACCAAGCUCCUGCAGUUCGGCACCUCGAGCGGCAGCAAGGGCGGGUUCACGGGCGUGUGGGGGUUCAACGGCGGCAUGUACCACGAUCACUGGAAGGAUGGGUGGGCGGCGAGCCAGCGGCGGAGCAAGAGGGAGGAAGAAGAAGAUGGAGGAAGUGUGCAGCAGCAUGAGCAGCAGAAAAUCGCGCCGAGGCAGGGCGGCGGACUCGCGAGCUACCCGCCCGACGUGGACCUCAAGGAUCCCAAGCUCGGCGAGCGAGAGGCCGGUCUGCCUGGCGGGCCGACGGCCACGGUGGUGUAUCCGCAGAUCCUGCCCAUGUGGUUCUCGUACCGGAACCCGGUGAGCGGACGGCUGCCGUACCACUACUGGGGGCCGGGGUGCGUGCCGUGCCGCGGCGCGAAGCCUGAGUGGGCGCUCACGGCAAACGGGUACCAGGAGCCGCCGAUGGGGCCUACCUUGGUCGGGGCCUCGUGGGAAGGGGAUGAUUUAGUCGUCAUGGUGGGCGUGGGGCCCGAGGAGGCGGAUGCCGGGAUCGUGGAGCUGAGGGCCGUGGACGAGGACGGCGGUAGCGUGUUGGUGGACUCGGCGGCUUUGAGCGGGGGCAAUGCCGUGUUUAGCGUGGCGGAGGAGGUUCGCGUGCGGGAGGAUGCGGAGCUGGUUGCCGUGUAUUUGGGGAACGAUAAUGUGCGGCCGGGGAGGGCGAAGGCGAAGUCGUGGGCGGCGGUGGUUUAG
Messenger RNA from Parascedosporium putredinis, 2010 nucleotides. NCBI's taxonomy places the organism in Eukaryota, Fungi, Ascomycota, Sordariomycetes, Microascales, Microascaceae. The record is from the annotation of a GenBank genome assembly.